AAAGUGAAUACAAUAUUACAAUACGAGUGAUGAAAGUGUUGACUGUUUUGAUGCAUUGAAUGCCACGUCGUUUCACAUCAACUCCUCGUUUGACACAACUUUCAAUCAGUGGUUCACUUCUUCGGCCAAAACUCUCGCACAAUUAGUCCAUUGUUUACUCAUUUGAUUGCUAUAUAUUGUCACGAUUACCGAAAUGAGUGCCACAUUUGGGCCAAUUAUGAACAACACAUAUAAGAAAUGCAUUCAUUUCUUAUUAAUGAUGACAACACUUAUGAUGUGUUUUAGGGAUGUAUUGAGUGUUGAGUUGACGUUUGAAUUGCCAGACAAUGCGAAGCAGUGUUUCCACGAAGACAUCAGACAAGGCGUCAAAUCAACCAUCGAGUUCCAGGUGGUGACCGGCGGUCACUAUGACGUGGAUAUGGUAUUGCAGGGCCCGCGCGGGGAUGUGCUCUAUCAGGGCGUGAAGAAGCAGUUCGACACAUUCACGUGGACGCCGUCGGCGACCGGCACUUACACCGCCUGCUUCUCCAACGAGUUCUCAACAUUUAGUCACAAAUUGGUUUACUUUGACUUUCAAGUGGGCGAAGAAGCGGCGCUUCCCGGCACUCAAGAGCACUUGACCGCAAUGACCAAAAUGGAACAGUCGUCGGCCAACAUUCACGAGAGUCUCAAUACUAUGAUUGACGCGCAAACACACUAUCGUCUCAAUGAAGCCAAAGGCAGGAAACGGGCUGAAGAUCUCAACAAUCGGGUCCUUUGGUGGUCUCUCAUCGAAACAGGUGUUGUACUACUCAUAGGCGUCGGACAAGUGAUGGUUUUGAAGAACUUUUUCACCGAUAAAAAGAUAUCAAUUCUGACGAAUACAUAGUUCUGUUAAUACAAAUUGUAGUCCAUUUUAAACCAUUGUUUGCAAUAUUUGCCAGUAAUUCAAAUUGAAUUUAAUUUUCACCCUCUAUUCAAAUAAAUCAAUGAAUUACUGCUCUUUUGAUAGUUUUACCCAAAAAAAUAUUUAUGUAUAGUAUUAUUGGAUUUGUUUUGCAUAUAUUAUACCGUAAUAUACAGACAAAUUAAAUCAGUUAAUCCAUUAGACAAUUUAAUGAAUGCAAUAAUAAUUAUAAUUUUAAUAAAUGAUAAAAUUAUACAUCAAAGAGCGCAUCCAAUGAUGACACUCGGCGUCGAUAUUGAUUGAUAUGUCUGAAUCUGAUUUGUAUAUAUAAUAAAUGAAUGUUUUACACAUAUAUACAGUAUAUCAAACUUAAAUUAAAUUAAUCACAAUUUAAACAAUGAAUAAAUAAUGAUUUUAUGAGUUUUGAUAACA
Medioppia subpectinata is the source of this 1318-nucleotide messenger RNA. The record is from the annotation of a GenBank genome assembly. Lineage: Eukaryota; Metazoa; Arthropoda; Arachnida; Sarcoptiformes; Oppiidae.